Molecule: messenger RNA, 1146 nt
Organism: Striga hermonthica
Lineage: Eukaryota; Viridiplantae; Streptophyta; Magnoliopsida; Lamiales; Orobanchaceae
Source: the annotation of a GenBank genome assembly
AUGAAUAUUGCACGCAAAGGGAGGGUAAAAUUGCAGGCACUGGACCAGCACGGCCGACCCAUCCCCAACGCCACCGUGUCCCUAAAGCAGACCCGCGGCGGAUUCCCUCUUGGCGUCGCCAUCAACAACUACUUCCUCAACAACGCCCCCUACCAAAGCUGGUUCUUCUCCCGAUUCAAACACACCGUCUUCGAGAACGAGCUCAAGUGGGUCUCCAACGAGCCUUCCCGGGGCUCCGAGGACUACUCCACCUCCGACGCCCUCGUCCGCAUUCUCCAGUCCCGCGGCGUCGCCAUCCGCGGCCACAACGUGCUCUGGGCCGACCCUAAGUACCAACCGGGCUGGGUCGGCGGUCUGUCUCCGGCCGACCUCCGGGCCGCCGCCACCAAGAGGGUAAAUUCGGUCGUGGGCCGGUACAAGGGGCAGCUCAUCCACUGGGACGUCAUGAACGAGAAUCUGCACAACAAUUUCUUCGAGAGCAAAUUGGGGAAUCAGGCUUCUCGGCAGUUCUAUUCAUCGGCGAACAGGAUCGACGGCCGGGCGACGCCGUUUCUGAACGAAUACAAUACGAUCGAGGACAGCCGGGAUGGGGCUUCGUCGCCGGCCAAGUAUUUGGCGAAAAUUAGGGAGUUCAGGGCCCAGGGAUAUAAUGGGCCGCUGGGUAUUGGGCUGCAGGGCCAUUUCUCGACUCCCAAUCUGCCCUAUACACGGUCCGCUAUCGAUGCGCUAGCGUCCGCUAGGCUCCCGAUUUGGGUUACCGAGUUGGACGUUACGUCUGGGCCCAACCAGGCAUCAUACUUGGAUCAGGUUAUGCAUGAGAUUCAUUCACACCCGGCCGUGCAAGGCAUAAUACUUUGGGUUGCCCGGAGUCCGCAGGGAUGCUAUGCAAUGUGUCUCACGGACGGUAACUUUAAAAAUUUAGCCACCGGUGAUGUGGUAGACAGGUUCAGAGGCCAGUUGGCCGAGAAUGAUCAUUACCCCGGAACUACUGAUUCUGACGGAUUUUACGAGGACUCGUUUUAUCAUGGCGAAUAUGAAGCGACAAUCAGCCACCCGGAUGACGAAGGACUGUUCAAUUCUCGGCAGAUUAAUAUUGUGCCGCAAAGCGAAACUGAAGACGUUCAUCGUAUCACAAUAAACGUUUGA